AUGACACCGUCGAAGCUGCGCAUCAAGGACGAUCUCUUCAGUCGCCUGACACCCUUCCAAGCGGACCACCACCGGUGCGGGGCUUCAUUCUUUCACGAUCACGGUGACGAAGAGCGCUACGAUGGUGGUCCCGUGCCGGAGGUCCGACCCGACGUGCCGAAAGAGUACUCCUCCGACGGUGGGGACGAGCAAGAGCCGCGCGAAAUGGCCCCCGCGAAAUCGCCGUUCCUAUUUCCGGCCCACUUCUACAAGAACCUGUUUGCCGCGUCGGCGUCACUGCUGAAGAAGCAGCAACAUCCGGCGACGGUCUCGCCGCAAGGCGAUGCCGGUGGGGAUGGUGGAGAUGCCAGCGACGGGGGUGGCAGCGAGGUCGAGGAGAAGGCGGAAGAUCUCUCCAGUUCGAUGGUGUCGAAUAGUCAGCCAGCGGACGGGGCCGGUUCGGAGGUGGCGCACUUUUCGCGCCACGUACUGUUCGCUGGGUCUCCGUCACCGACCUACCACCACCACCACCAACAGCCGGUCGGCCCUGUGUCGGCCUUUGCCAAGGACCAGAAGCCCGCCCUCCCGGCGAUGGGCCGAAAACUCGACGUCAAACACAGUGAACAGUUGCUGGAGAAAACGUCGAACGCCUUCCCGUGGCUGUCGGAGACGACCAACAACAACGACUACACGAAAAGCAAUAACAACCACCACCACGGCACCGGGUCGCACCUUCACCAUCCGCACCAUCCGCACCACCACCACCACCAUCACCACCUUCCGCACCUGACGCACCCGCACGCCCAGGGCGGGGGCUCGGGAAGUCAGUCGAGCCUGACGGCGGCCGCCAGCAGCGUGGCCAUCGCCGCGGCCGCCGCCGCCAACUGUCGGCACGCGCACCCGGAGGACACCAAGUGUCGCUCGGUGAACUGCGGUGGUGCCCAGCCGCCUUCCCCGUCCAUCGCUCCCGGACUGGCCGGCCCGGAGGGAGCCACCCCCGAUUCCGGCAGCACAACGGCGGCCGCAACCGCGGCCAUCCCGAACUUCAACCAGAUGCCGGUGCCAGGCACGGUGCAAGGCCAGAACCCGACCCAGGGCCUCGUGCACUGGAUGAGCGCGGUGAUGGCCGAGCACAUGACCUCCAACCCGCACCACGACCCGACGGCGGCCGCCGUCGGAAUGCACUACAUGUGGAAUGGACCGGUCGAGCAAUGUGGACAACACACGAAGGACAUGGACUCGUACGGGGGGUGGCCGACUCCCAGAAACCACAUGUCCAUGAAGCAAGGAUACGAGGCCAAAAUGAAUCCCGUGGAUCAUCAUCAUCACCACCAUCACCAUCACCACAACAACCUGCAAAAGAGCCACAUGAUCGACGAUGGCCGGCUGCUCGAUCAUCACACGAUGCAGGCGGGUGCGGCUCAGAUGAGCCAACUGUAUGGUGCGCGAGGGUCGUCGAGCAGCAACUCGCCGGGAGGACACGGCCAUGGGCAUGGAGCGAGCAACCCUGCCGCUGCCCUGCUGGUCGUUCCGCAGCCCAUCAACGCCACCAAGAUCGGGGCCACCGCUGGUAUGCCGAACGGGACGGGCCGGAAGUAUCAGUGCAAAAUGUGCCCUCAGAUAUUCACGUCGAAAGCCGACUUGCAGCUCCACACCCAAAUCCAUAUGCGAGAAGCCAAACCCUACAAAUGUUCGCAGUGCAAUAAGGCGUUCGCCAACUCGAGCUAUCUGUCGCAGCACACGCGCAUCCAUCUGGGCAUCAAGCCGUACCGGUGCGAGAUUUGCCAGCGCAAGUUCACGCAGCUGUCGCACCUCCAGCAGCACAUCCGGACGCACACCGGCGACAAGCCGUACAAGUGCCGCCACUCGGGCUGUCUCAAGGCGUUCUCGCAGCUCUCCAACCUCCAGUCGCACUCGCGGUGCCAUCAGACCGACAAACCGUUCAAGUGCAACUCGUGCUACAAGUGCUUCUCCGACGAACCGUCGCUGCUGGAGCACAUCCCGAAGCACAAGGAGUCCAAGCACCUGAAGACACACAUCUGCCAGUACUGCGGCAAGUCGUACACGCAGGAAACCUACCUGUCCAAGCACAUGCAGAAGCACGCCGAGCGGACGGACAAGCGGCCACCGAUCGGGACGCGCAGCAGCAGCAGCAGCGGUAACGGGGCCAACAACGGGAGCACCGUAAACGUCAGCGCUACGACCCCCGGCAGCUCCUCGGGCGCCAGUAGCAGCAGCAGCAAUAGUAGUCACGCCUCCAACGGUCAGCAACCGUCGGCGGUGGCUGCGGCGGCGGCAGCAAUGGGUGCGGACAGCGCAUACUGGCCAAAGGUCAGUCCGGACUCGGCGGCUGCCACCAUCAACGAGGUCAUAAGCCAGCAGAACAAUCAUCACGACUUCAGCCUCACGCCCAACGGAAGCCAAACUAGCGGCAGUACCGCGAGUGCCGUUGCCGGGGGUGGCCAGAACCAGACCACCGACCACCAGCCGGGAUCGCACCAUACGCGGGACGAUGCCGUGGAAGAUCUGGUCGGUGGCGGUGCGGUGGGGGUACCAUCCGGGCGUGGUCCGAACGACACGGGCGCCCCGAACGCAUCCAACGGAAACUCUAAUCCCGGCAAUCAGCAGCAACAGCAGCAGCCACAAUCCGGUCCGCAGCACAAUGGCCCGCUAAACGGAGGCAACCUGGCGAUGCCACCAUCGUCCACCCCGAUGUCGGUCAGCUACGACACGAGCAGCAUAGCGAAGUCCGCGCCCAACUCGGCCUUUACGCCGAUCAACGCGAUGCCGCCGCAUCUCGGAGGUCUGCAGCACCACCACCACCAGCUGGCCGCAUCCCAACGGCCGUCGUACCUGUACGACGCUAUCAACUUCCAGAACCAGAAAGCGGUCGCCAUGAACCAGAGUCCGUCGAAUGCGUUCCCGAACCAGCUGAUCUCGCUGCACCAGAUUCGCAACUACGCGCACCAACCGGCGGGCGGUCUGAUGGCUGGGGAACACCUGCUCGGCGUCACCGUUGGCCCCGGCGGCAAGGAUAAGGGCUAG
Messenger RNA from Anopheles cruzii, 3024 nucleotides. RefSeq names its product zinc finger protein rotund. The record is from RefSeq and is a predicted model, not a curated record. Gene Ontology annotation, molecular function: DNA-binding transcription factor activity, RNA polymerase II-specific; RNA polymerase II cis-regulatory region sequence-specific DNA binding. The transcript has 5 exons. Gene Ontology annotation, biological process: central nervous system development; regulation of transcription by RNA polymerase II. Bases 1 to 3024 code for a protein of 1007 amino acids. Gene Ontology annotation, cellular component: nucleus. NCBI's taxonomy places the organism in Eukaryota, Metazoa, Arthropoda, Insecta, Diptera, Culicidae.